Molecule: messenger RNA, 1119 nt
Organism: Neltuma alba
Lineage: Eukaryota; Viridiplantae; Streptophyta; Magnoliopsida; Fabales; Fabaceae
Product: glucan endo-1,3-beta-glucosidase-like
Exons: 2
Coding region: 1-1119 (372 amino acids)
Biological process (GO): carbohydrate metabolic process
Molecular function (GO): hydrolase activity, hydrolyzing O-glycosyl compounds
Source: RefSeq, a predicted model, not a curated record
AUGGCUUCUACAGGUGUUCUGAUUCUUAGUACACCAUUACGCUCUAAUGUGUUGGCACCACCGCUGGUAUUACUGACCCAAUUCUACUACUUUUUCCCAUUACUGGCCAAAGCUUCGAACUUCAGCGUCAUUUGUGGUAGCAUUGAGGUACCAAUAUUCUGGUUUGCGUUUCUGUGGGCCCUCACCUUUUCUGUUCUUCAGGACAACCUUCCACCUCCCUCACAAGUAAUAGCCCUUUGCAAGAAAUGUGGCAUUCAAUCAUUUCGUCUCUUUGAUCCAAGCCAUGACAUAUUGGAAGCCCUAAGAGGUUCAAACCUCAAAGUAAGCAUCGGAGUUAAAAAUGAAGACAUUCAAACCCUAGCUUCAAACCCAUCAGCAGCAAACCAAUGGGUGAGCACCAACGUGGCACCUUAUGCAGAUGACGUCAACAUUCAAUGGAUCACCAUAGGGAAUGAAGUCAUCCCAGGAGUUGAAGCGACGUUAGUCACACAAGCCAUGCAAAACAUUUACAGUGCAAAAAGCUCCAUAUUAGGCCCAACAAAUAGUAUCAAAGUCACAAAAGUUAUGUCUAUGGCCGGUCUCAGAAACGGAUAUCCUCCUUCAAAUGGUGUGUUUUCAGAUGAGAUUGUGGAAGUAAUGAGGCAUGUAUCAAGUUUUCUUGCUCAAACAGGAUCACCUCUUUUGAUCAACGCAUAUCCUUACAUGGCCUAUGCCUCAGACCCACAACAUAUUUCUUUUGAGUAUGCAACUUUUCAAGCCCCAAGUCCUAUAAUAGAUGGAAACUUGAAAUAUUUCAGUUUGUUUGAAGCUAUGGUUGAUGUAGUUAAUGCGGCAAUGGAGAAAAUAGGAUUUGGGAAUGUGCCUGUUCUGGUGGCUGAGACAGGAUGGCCUACAAAAGGGAAUGAGCCAUUCACAAGCAUAGAGAAUGCUCAGACAUAUAAUCAUAAGCUUCUAAGUUUUGUGCAGAGUGGUAAGGGUAGUCCUAGAAAGCCAACACAACCCGUAGAUGCAUUCAUAUUUGCGAUGUUCAAUGAGGACAAAAAGGAAGGGAUUGUGGAGCAAAAUUGGGGAAUAUUUAAUCCUGAUAUGAGUCCUAUUUAUCCACUUUUUCCCUGCUGA